UACUUGUUUUCUCUCUCGCACUUUCUAGGAUAUUUCCUCCGUUUCUCUCUCUACGAUUCACCCAUCAACAUCAGUUGACUUACUUUCUCUCUCUAUAUCAUCCUGUGUUGUAAAUAUAGAUAUAGAGAGAGAGAGAGCGAGUCGUUGAACCAUUUGAUGAGUCGAGUCUUCCCCAAUCCGGCAACCAUUCAACAAACUACCCCGCGCUUUCAACUAUUCUCUCUCUAAAAAAACCAUUCAUAUACCCCUAAUUCAGUUUUCCCCAUCACAAAUUUCACUGCAAUAGUAAGUACAAUCUUAUUACAUACAUACCUUAGCAAUUCAAAUUCAAUUUACCGAUUGAAUCUGUGUCUUGUUCGUCUCCGGAAAAUUGAAAAUGAACGAUCUGUUCUCCGGCUCGUUCUCUCGCUUUAAGAGCGAAGAGGACCACUCUCCCGGCAACGUCCAGAUGUCGAAUCCAUCGUCGACCGGCGGUGUCAACCUGGACAGGUUCUUCGAAGACGUGGAGGCGAUCAAGGACGAGCUCAGAGAACUCGAAACCCUCUACAACAACCUCCAAUCUGCCAACGAGCAGAAUAAGACUCUCCACAACGCCAAGUCCAUCAAAGACCUCCGAUCUCGUAUGGACAACGACGUCGCUCUAUCCCUCAAGAAGGCCAAGCUCAUCAAGGUCCGCCUCGAAGCCCUAGAUCGAUCCAACGCCGCCAAUCGUAGUCUCCCGGGCUGCGGGCCCGGCAGCUCCUCCGACCGGACUCGAACAUCCGUGGUCAACGGCCUCCGCAAGAAACUCCAAGACUCCAUGAACUCCUUCAACGGCCUCCGGCAACAGAUCGCCUCCGAGUACCGCGAGACAGUCCAGAGACGGUACUACACGGUGACAGGCGAGAACGCGGAGGAGGCGGUGAUCGACCGUCUGAUCUCGACUGGCGAGAGCGAAACGUUCUUGCAGAAAGCGAUUCAGGAACAAGGAAGAGGCAAAAUCAUGGACACGAUCAUGGAGAUUCAGGAGAGGCACGAUGCUGUGAAGGAGAUGGAGAGGAAUCUGAAGGAAUUGCACCAGGUGUUCAUGGACAUGGCGGUACUGGUUCAGGCACAGGGAGAGCAGAUUGACGACAUUGAGAGCCAGGUGCAGAGAGCCAAUUCGUUCGUGAGAGGUGGGACCCAGCACUUGCAGAGUGCGAGGAAGUACCAGAUCAGCAGCAGAAAGUGGACCUGUUAUGGGAUCAUCAUCUUGCUUGUCAUCAUCUUGCUUGUGGUUCUCUUUACUGUGAAGCCAUGGCAAAAUAAUGGUAACAACAACAAUACACCGGCUACACCAUCACCACCGCCACCGGCUGCAUAGUGAAAUUGAUUAUAAUUAUUUUGAGGUAUGUAUGUAUGAUAACUUUGAGAGUAUUGUCAUAUUGUUAUUCAUUUGAGACAGUUUUUGAUUGUCGUUAUUUUCUUUUCAGUCCUGAUAAAAAGAGUGAAUCAUAUUAAAUUUCAUUA
Molecule: messenger RNA, 1488 nt
Organism: Cornus florida
Lineage: Eukaryota; Viridiplantae; Streptophyta; Magnoliopsida; Cornales; Cornaceae
Product: syntaxin-121
Exons: 1
Coding region: 377-1342 (321 amino acids)
Biological process (GO): vesicle fusion; intracellular protein transport; exocytosis
Cellular component (GO): plasma membrane; endomembrane system; SNARE complex
Molecular function (GO): SNAP receptor activity; SNARE binding
Source: RefSeq, a predicted model, not a curated record